AUGAAUCAGCAUGCCACAGCAGUGGAGGUGUACAAGGGGGCUGCGUCUGUGCUGCUGCCCUGUCAGCUACUAGCUGCUCCCAGUGAGUUCACAGCAGCAGUGUGGGAUCGCAAGGACCUCAACAUCCCAACAGUCCAUGUUCGUGUGAAGAGUGGUGAUGAUUUGGAUGACCAAAACCAGCGUUACACCAACCGAACAUCAAUGCGUGCUGAUGCUCUGCAAACUGGAAACCUCAGCCUCACUCUGAGAAACCCGACAGUCUCUGACAGUGGAACCUACACCUGCAUCCUCCGCAUCACUGGACGAGAUGUGAGCUGGACUUACUUACAACUGAAGGUCACAGAACCUCCUCCUCCACCUCCUCCAGUCUGGCCCAAAGUUCUCUCAGCUGUCUUGGUUCCUGUGGUUGUCCUGGCUAUUUGGUGUGGUAUCGACAUGUUUUGUGGCUAUAAAAGGCUGAAAAAUAAAGAGGUUCAUGAGGUGGAGGUGGGUUCAGGUGUGGAGUUUGCCAAUCUGCCCUGCAAAGCCACAGUUCACCUGUCUAAGGUAAAUAAGAUUGUGUGGAAGGACAGACAGAGAUGGCAGGAACGUCCAUGUGUAUCAGAAAGACUCUAA
Messenger RNA from Oreochromis niloticus (Nile tilapia), 615 nucleotides. RefSeq lists its product as uncharacterized. Bases 1 to 615 code for a protein of 204 amino acids. Gene Ontology annotation, biological process: negative regulation of T cell proliferation; immune response; cellular response to lipopolysaccharide. Gene Ontology annotation, cellular component: external side of plasma membrane. Lineage: Eukaryota; Metazoa; Chordata; Actinopteri; Cichliformes; Cichlidae. The record is from RefSeq and is a predicted model, not a curated record. The transcript is spliced from 4 exons.